Messenger RNA from Penicillium diatomitis, 3219 nucleotides. Its product is annotated as exportin CRM1. Lineage: Eukaryota; Fungi; Ascomycota; Eurotiomycetes; Eurotiales; Aspergillaceae. Gene Ontology annotation, cellular component: nucleus; cytoplasm. Gene Ontology annotation, biological process: ribosomal small subunit export from nucleus; protein export from nucleus; ribosomal large subunit export from nucleus. The record is from RefSeq and is a predicted model, not a curated record. The transcript has 9 exons. Bases 1 to 3219 code for a protein of 1072 amino acids. Gene Ontology annotation, molecular function: small GTPase binding; nuclear export signal receptor activity.
AUGUCGGUCUCAGUACAAGAGUUGGACAACACUGUCCGCGCCUUUUAUGAAGGCAAAGGCGAUGUGCAAAAACAAGCUCAGCAGACCUUGACUGAGUUCAAACAAAAUCCCGAUGCUUGGGUCACCGUGGGCAAUAUCCUCCAGGAGGCAACAUACCCCCAAACAAAAUACAUCGCUCUGCAAGUUCUUGACGAUGUGAUCAUGACCCGGUGGAAGGUCUUGCCUCGAGACCAAUGUCAAGGCAUCCGAAACUUCAUUGUCAAUUUCAUCAUCGAGAGCUCCGGGUCCGAAGAAAAACUCCACUCCGAACGCACCUUUUUGAACAAACUUAACCUCGUCUUGGUUUCAAUCCUGAAGCAGGAAUGGCCACACAACUGGCCAACCUUUAUCAAUGAGAUUGUCUCCUCGUGCCAUGCGAGCUUGUCGAUCUGCGAGAACAACAUGGCCAUUCUCCGUCUGCUCUCGGAGGAGGUCUUUGAUUUUUCACAGGACCAGAUGACGUCCGUCAAGGCUCGCAACCUCAAGACUUCCAUGACCCAGGAAUUUUCCUCGAUCUUCCAGCUCUGCUCCGAAGUCCUCAGUACCGCCACCCAGCCCAGUCUUGUCAAGGCAACCCUCGAGACCCUGCUCCGUUUCCUGAACUGGAUUCCCUUGGGCUACAUUUUCGAAACGCCCAUCAUCAACACACUCCUCACUCGGUUCUUGGACGUGCCGGACUUCCGAAACCUGACCCUCAAGUGCCUUACGGAGAUUGGUGGCUUGCAAAUCGGUGCUCCAUACAAUUAUGACGAAAGACUGGUGCACAUGUUCACUGAGACCCUGACAACCGUCUCCAAUGUGAUUCCUCUGUCGCUGGAUCUGAAGGAGACUUACGCUCGAAGCAAUUCUCGCGACCAGGAAUUUGUUGCCAAUUUGGCUCUGUUCCUCUCCAGCUUCUUCAGUGCCCACCUGGAUCUCAUCGAGAAGUUGCCCAAUCAAGAUUUCCUCACGCAUGCCCACUUUUACCUGAUCCGAAUCAGUCAGAUCGAUGACCGUGAGGUGUUCAAGAUUUGCCUGGAUUACUGGACUCGCCUGGUCCAGGAGCUCUACGAGGAGAUGCAGCAGUUGCCCAUUACCGACAUGAACCCGCUCGUGACGAUGGGCGUGAGCGGCAUGUCCAAUGGCGGCGCCCCUCAUCCCAGUGCGCUUGCCAAUUACCCCCUUCGCAAGCACAAGUAUGAGACUGUGCUUUCGAACUUGCGCACGGUCAUGAUCGAGAAGAUGGUUCGUCCUGAGGAGGUAUUGAUCGUGGAGAAUGAGGAGGGCGAGAUCGUUCGCGAAUUCGUCAAAGAGAGUGACACCAUUCAGCUGUACAAGACCAUCCGUGAAUGUCUUGUCUACCUCACUCACUUGGACGUGGUGGACACCGAGACCAUCAUGAUCGACAAGUUGGCCAAGCAAGUGGACGGAACUGAGUGGUCUUGGGCCAAUUGCAACACUCUUUGCUGGGCCAUUGGCUCUAUCUCUGGCGCCAUGAAUGAGGACACGGAAAAGCGGUUCCUAGUUACGGUCAUCAAGGAUCUGCUCGGUCUGACGGAACAGAAGCGUGGCAAAGACAACAAGGCGGUCGUGGCCAGUAACAUCAUGUACAUUGUCGGUCAGUACCCGCGAUUCUUGAAGGCUCACUGGAAGUUCCUCAAGACCGUCGUCAACAAGCUCUUCGAGUUCAUGCACGAAACCCACGAGGGUGUUCAGGACAUGGCGUGUGAUACCUUCAUCAAGAUUGCCAACAAGUGCCGGCGACACUUUGUCGCGCUGCAGCCCGGUGAGAAUGAGCCCUUCAUCGAGGAGAUUGUGCGCAACAUGCGGAAAAUCACCAUGGACUUGUCGCCUCAGCAAAUUCACACUUUCUACGAGGCGUGUGGCUACAUGAUCUCGGCGCAAGGUCAAAAGGGUCUCCAGGACCGGCUAAUCGAGAAUUUGAUGGCAUUGCCCAACUCGGCCUGGGAUCAGAUCAUCGCAGAGGCCAAUCUCAACGCUGCCAUUCUCCAGGAUGGCAACACCAUCAAGAUCAUUGGCAACAUUAUGAAGACCAACGUUGCGGCUUGCUCAUCCAUUGGCACCUACUUCUACUCCCAGAUUGGCCGCAUCUACCUCGACAUGUUGAACAUGUACCGCGCUGCUAGCCAGCUGAUUAACGAUGCAGUGGCAAAUGAUGGCACGAUCGCGCCCAAGACUCCCAAAGUGCGCGGUCUUCGCACAAUCAAGAAGGAGAUCCUGAAGUUGAUCGACACCUAUGUGGAGAAGUCCGACGAUGUUGACAUGGUCAACACGAAUAUGGUCCCACCCCUGCUCGAGGCGGUUCUGAUCGAUUACAACCGUAAUGUGCCUGAUGCACGAGAGGCUGAGGUGCUACACGUGAUGACGACCAUCGUGCACAAGCUUCACACAUCAAUGGAGGACAAGAUCCCCGCAAUCAUGGACAGUGUCUUCAGCUGCACCCUAGAGAUGAUCAACAAGGACUUCCACGAGUACCCUGAACACCGGGUGCAGUUCUUCAAGCUUCUCCAGGCCAUCAACUUGUAUUGCUUCCCAGCUCUUCUCAAACUCGAUGGCACACAGUUCAAGUUUGUCAUCGACUCGUGCAUGUGGGCCUCCAAGCAUGACAACCGCGAAGUGGAGGGUACCGGUCUCACCAUGUGCUUUGAAUUAAUGAACAACAUGGCCGAGGCGGAUGCGCAGACUUCGAGCAUCUUCUUCCGUCAAUUCUAUCUGCCGAUUCUGCAGGAUGUCUUCUUCGUCCUCACCGACAGUGAUCACAAGGCUGGCUUCAAGUCCCAAGCCAUGCUAUUGUCACGGAUGUUUGAGUUCGUCGAAACUGGCAAGAUCCAAGAGCCCAUUUAUUCCCCCGAACAAGCUCCGGCCGGCACGUCGAACAAGCAGUUUUUGCAGGAAUACGUUGCGAACCUCCUCCAGAAUGCUUUCAAGAACUUGCAAGAAGCCCAGAUCAAGCAAUUCGUCCUUGGCCUCUUCGCUUAUACCAAUGAUCUGAACAAGUUCAAGACUCACCUCCGUGACUUCUUGAUCUCUCUCAAGGAGUUCUCCGACGACAAUGCUGAUCUGUAUGCUGAGGAGCGUGAGCAGGCUGUUCGGGAUGCACAAGCGGCGGAGCGCAGCCGGGCCAUGAAGGUCGGAGGCUUGUUGAAGCCUUCAGAAAUGGACCAGGAAGAUGAGCUAUGA